Molecule: messenger RNA, 816 nt
Organism: Capsicum annuum
Lineage: Eukaryota; Viridiplantae; Streptophyta; Magnoliopsida; Solanales; Solanaceae
Product: signal peptidase complex subunit 2
Exons: 5
Coding region: 104-688 (194 amino acids)
Biological process (GO): protein targeting to ER
Cellular component (GO): membrane; signal peptidase complex
Source: RefSeq, a predicted model, not a curated record
UAAUUCCAUCUAUCGUCAUUUCUGUCCUCUCUUUUGUAUGUACUACUAUACAAAUUUUGCAGAGAAACCCUAGUGAAAAACGCAAUACCAAAAUCGGAGAAAAAUGGCUUCCACCACCACCGCUACCGAAACAACAACCAAGAAAAACCCUAAGAAAACCAAUCUCUUGGACCAUCACUCCAUCAAGAACCUUCUUGAUGAAUCUGUCAACGAGAUUGUGAAAAGCAAAGGGUAUCCGGAAGAUGUGAGAUUGAGUAACGUAAGGUUGUUGAUUGGAUCAAUUAUCAUCGCUAUUGCUCUUGUUGCUCAGUUCUACAAGAAGGAGUUUCCUGCUAAUCGCGAUUUUCUCAUUGGCUGCAUUGUGUUGUAUAUCUUGUUCAACGGGAUACUACAGUUGAUUGUCCACACAAAGGAAAAGAACGCGAUUUUGUUCACCUAUCCUCCAGAAGGAUCUUUUAACAGCACUGGCUUAAUCGUUUCUUCGAAGCUGCCUAGAUUCUCUGAUUUGUACACACUUACAAUAGAAAGUGCUGAUCCCAAGUCCAUUUCCGCAAGGCCAAAAGUUGAAUUUACCAAGAGUGUCACAAAAUGGUUUGCCAAAGAUGGAGUUCUUGUGGAGGGGCUAUUUUGGAAAGAUGUUGAAGGCUUACUUAACGAUUAUGCAAAGGAACCUAAAAAGAGCAAAUAAAUGCAAUUUCAAACAUUUUGAUAGGAAUGUUGAUGGCAUGGAUAGCCAAUGAGAUUUGAAAACAUCAGUCACCGUCUUACUGGAUUUAUUAUCAUAUUAUAUCAUUAUUGAAGCAAAAAUUGAUCCAA